This is a messenger RNA of Letharia lupina, 915 nucleotides long. RefSeq lists its product as uncharacterized. The record is from RefSeq and is a predicted model, not a curated record. NCBI's taxonomy places the organism in Eukaryota, Fungi, Ascomycota, Lecanoromycetes, Lecanorales, Parmeliaceae. The coding region runs from base 1 to 915 and encodes 304 amino acids. The transcript has a single exon.
AUGCCACUAGAAGAUCUGCUCUCAUUCCUUGGAGAAGAUGUUAGUGAUCCAGAGGAGGAAUCCUUCCUAUUAUUUUCCCAGAAACUCCCGUCUCAGGAUCUCGGUUUUGUGGACGCAAAAGCGACGAAUCUGGAGAUUACUGUCUCUGGUAGGGACCUAAAUAUCCGACAGUCACCCACGCUCCUGUCGUCCAAUCGAGAAGGGGGCACUACUGGCGCUGUUGUAUGGAAGAUCACACCAUUGUUUGCGCAGUGGAUCACAUCAAACAGCAAUAUCUUGUUUCGGUUGUCUGUUCUUGACGAGAGCUCGAUAGCGCUGGAGCUGGGGUCUGGCAUUUCUGGCGUUGUAGCCAUCGCAUUGGCCCGCCGAAUUGGCAGAUAUAUCGCCACCGAUCAAGAGUACGUCUUCAAGUUGCUGAAGGCUAACAUUGAGGACAACAGUCCGAAAGGAACAGGCUCAGGCUCCAGUAUUGCCAAGCAUCAUGGCAAGGCGCAAGUUAGCAAUGGCAGUGCGCGCGUUAGGAGCAAGAUAGAGGUCUUAGCUUUGGAUUGGGAGUCCAGCUUGGCAUCAAAUUUACCUGCAAUGAUGGGUACAGAUUCAGCAGAGGUGUUCCAAGCCAUUGAUGCCGUCAUAGCGUGCGAUUGCAUUUACAACGAGUCACUUAUCGAUCCUUUCGUACGCACAUGUGCUGAUAUAUGCCAAUUGGCCAACGCAUGCUCGGCUGAGAAGCCGACGUUGUGUAUAGUCGCUCAGCAACUACGCUCUGAUAUGGUUUUCGUAGCUUGGCUAAAAGCUUUUCACAAGCUUUUCAAAGUGUGGAAGAUGCCUGAUGAUCAUUUGAUUGAUGAGCUAAAGGAUGGCUCAGGAUUUGUCGUGCAUGUUGGGAUCCUACGCACGGGAACACAAUCUCACUGA